AACAAAAUAAAGUGCUUAAUUUUACAGACAAUAUGCAAAAAAAGAAAAUGACAGUGUCAGGAAAAGUUGUUGAACUGCGUAUGCAACGUGACUUGUUUGGCCAAUUUUUAUGCAUAUCUUUGCAAAAAUCUCUAGAUAUAGAUAAAGUUUUAAUAUAUCCUCUAACGCCAGUGCCAUUAUCAAUGUGUCACAUGGAUGGAUCUAUUUGCAAAACUAAUAAGGCAGCUCUAUUAAAAGUACUCGAGCAGCAGAUUGAGCCGCAUACUCCGGAGCAUACUAACGUGAAGGUGUUCGAUGGAUUUUUUAUGCUUCAUUUGAUGAGGGAAAUUCCAGCUACUUACGGAAACAUAUCUACUAAAAUUUUAAGUAUGUUUUGUUCUAAUAAUGCGGAAGUUGUAGUAAUCGCCUUUGAUAGGUACAUUUUUCCUUCAAUCAAAGAUAAUGAACAUUCUUUAAGAGGAAUGCAAGUCACACAAUUCCACAUCGAGGGACCAGAUCAAAUACGUUCUUCUGAUUUCAGUAACGACUUGAAAAACGCUAAUUUUAAAGAGGCGUUAGUGAAUUUUAUUAUACAGCACUGGACACUUGAUCACGCAGCACCUUUCAUUGGCAAUAAAACUAUUUAUAUUAAUUAUGAUCAGUGCUAUAAAUAUAAAGUAAAUAAUGGCCAUGUAGAAAGGACACACGAUGUUUUAUUAAGCUGCCCAGCGCAUGAAGAAGCGGAUACGAAGAUAGUUUUCCACGUCUGUCAAAUAGAUUACGACGCACAUGUCACGAUAAGAUGCUCGGAUACUGACGUGGCCAUUAUAAUGCUUUCUAACAUGAGUGCCUUAAGUAACGCUGAUGUUAAAGUUUCAAUGGAAGCCGGAGUCGGUAAUAAUCAGCGCUUUAUUAACAUUAGCAAGUUGUAUGAAACGUUGGGCCCUAAAUUAAGCGCCGCGCUGCCGGCUUUCCAUGCAUUGACGGGUUGCGACUAUAAUCCGUCAUUUUUCAAGAAAGGAAAAAGCCGGCCGUAUAAAAUUUUACAAAACUCAGAACGUUUUAUCGAUAGUUUUAUCAAACUAAGCAACGCACCUGACGACGAGUUGCAGAAUACGUUUGAUAUUAUAGAAGAAUAUGUUUGUCGUAUGUAUGGAUUCAAAAAAAUCAACAAAGUCAAUGAAGCACGAGUUGCAACAUUUUUGAAGACGUACAAGGUUUUACAAAACGAUGACAUAUUCCGGUUACCGAAGAAUAAUAUCGACGGAUCAGCUCUGCCUCCCUGCAAAAUUGAGCUGCACCAACAUUUGCUGCGGACAACAUACAUAGCAAAUAUUUGGGCACAUGCUCAUCUUCAGGUUCCAACGGCAUUACAUCCGACUGAUUUUGGAUGGGAAGAAGAUGAGGGAAAAUUCAAUUUUAAAUGGUUCGAGGGUGACCAGCUACCCGCUACCCUUGGUGAUAUAACUAUCGAUGAUGGCGAUGACCAAAAAAGUACUGAAGAUCCUGACGAAGAUCUUUCACGGGUCGACAUCGCUGUCAGUGAUAAUGACAGCGAUAAUGAGUACGAUGGCGAUGAAUCCGAAGAAAGCGAAAUUUAAAAUAUUAGCUAUUCACGUAUUAGCACACUAUGUAUAUUUAUUUUGAAUUUUAGUAUGCUUUUUGUAAAUAAAUAAUACAUUUUUAAGUAAUUAAUAGUAAACCUACUUUUUAUUAUCCUCCUUUAGAGCAGAAAAGUUAUACGUAUCUAUCAUCCAAUAACUGCAUGGACGGCACGCUGUGUUUAAUGAGAAAAGUAUAGAUAUCUGAUACCGCAAGAGC
Rhagoletis zephyria (snowberry fruit fly) is the source of this 1800-nucleotide messenger RNA. RefSeq lists its product as uncharacterized. Lineage: Eukaryota; Metazoa; Arthropoda; Insecta; Diptera; Tephritidae. The record is from RefSeq and is a predicted model, not a curated record.